Molecule: messenger RNA, 1569 nt
Organism: Lasiodiplodia theobromae
Lineage: Eukaryota; Fungi; Ascomycota; Dothideomycetes; Botryosphaeriales; Botryosphaeriaceae
Product: Sugar transporter
Exons: 4
Coding region: 1-1569 (522 amino acids)
Biological process (GO): spermidine transport; transmembrane transport; spermine transport
Cellular component (GO): membrane
Molecular function (GO): spermidine transmembrane transporter activity; spermine transmembrane transporter activity
Source: RefSeq, a predicted model, not a curated record
AUGGCUGAAGAGAUGGAGCCGUCUUCCCCUCGCCGAGAGAGCCAGGAUCCAGAGAAGCGCUCUUCUCACUCCGACGAUGACCAACAGGACUUCCCAACCAAGGUCGAAUGGGCCGAUGAUGCUGAGAACCCGCAGAACUGGCCCUUCGCGAAGAGAUGUUUCCAUACCAUUGUCCCAACCCUCAUCGCAUUCGUGACCACCUUAGCCUCCUCCAUCUAUACCCCAGGCCGCUCCGAAGUGCAGGCUGAGUUCGGCGUCUCGUCGACAGUAGCCAUCCUUCCCUUCUCUUUCUACACCCUUGGGCUCGCCUUUGGUCCUCUCAUCGCAUCGCCAUGCAGCGAGAACUUCGGUCGUAGGGCAGUGUACUUUGUGUGUACGCCCAUCUUUGCGCUCUUCACGCUCGGUGCCGGCUUCUCACAGUCCAUCGCCAGCUUGACCGUGUGUCGCUUCUUCGCCGGCUGCUUUGGUAGCCCUGCCCUCAGUGUCGGCAAUGCCACCCUUUCCGAUGUCUGGGCUCCGCACGAACGUGCCAUCCCCAUGGCCAUCAUUGUCUGCGCCCCUUUCUUGGGUCCGACCUUGGGCCCUCUGAUCGGAGGCUUCGUAGCCGAAGGUAAAGGCUGGCGGUGGACGCAGUGGGUCAUCCUCUUCUUCACCGUCGCCUUCCUGACCCCCGCCUUCUUCAUGUCCGAGACAUACCGCAAGCAAAUCCUUGAACGACGUGCCAAGCGUGCUGAAGGCAACGGUCUGGAGCUGCGCCGUACCGAGACGGCGGCUUCACGCGCCUCGCGCGCCGCCAAAGGCACCCAAGUGCUGCUCAUGAACACCAUCGGCCGGCCCGUGCACAUGCUCGUAACAGAACCCAUCAUCGGUCUUUUCUCCCUCUAUGUCGCCUUCAUCUUCGCCAUGCAGUACGCCUUCUUUGCCGCCUUCCCUUGGGUCUUCAGCAACACGUACGGCUUUUCGCUCGGCGCCCAAGGCCUUACCUUCCUCGGCCUGGGCGUCGGUUGCUUGAUCGGCUUCAGUGCCAUCUGCGGCAGCAACGUGUGGAUCGACAAGCCGCGGGCGCAGCGGUGGCGCGAACGUCAGCGACAAGAGCAAGAGGUCCAACCCAGCCCGGGGAUGCUCGAGGCCGGCCCCAAGCCAAGGCGCACCUCGCCACCGCCAGAGUUUGCCCUUUCGAUCGCAUUCCCCGGCUCAGUCGUCCUGCCCGUCGCGCUCUUCAUGUUCGCCUGGACCGCGCGCCCAUCGGUUCAUUGGAUCGUGCCCAUCGUCGCCGAGACACUGUUCGGCGUCAGCAACCUGCUCAUAUUCAUGGCAUGUACCCUCUAUCUCAUGAACACGUACGGCCCUAUGUACGGCGCCAGCGCCAUGGCUGCCUGCAGCUUGUUGCGGUACAUCUUAGGCGCCGUGUUUCCGCUGUUCAUCUUGCAGAUGUACGAAGCGCUGGGGACCGGCUGGGCGACAAGUUUGCUGGGAUUCGUUAGCAUCGUGUUAGGCUUCGUUCCGUGGGGCUUUGUGAAAUGGGGUGAGAAGUUGAGGGGAAUGAGUAAGUACCCUUGUGAAGGUUGA